AUGUACAUAAAUGUAAAAAAAUAUCAAGACUCUGCGUCACAACAACAAUCGCAUCAAAAUCCUCAGCCACAGCAAGGUUCGGGCUCUCAACAACAGGCGCAACAACAAUUUCAACAACAGCCUCGACAACAACAAUCUCAACAAGAGCCUAGGCAACAACAAUCUCAAGAAAAGCCUAGACAACAGCAAUCUCGAGAAAAGCCUCCACAACAGCAAUCUCGAGAAAAGCCUCGACAACAACAAUCUCAACAAGAGCCUAGGCAACAACAAUCUCAAGAAAAGCCUAGACAACAGCAAUCUCGAGAAAAGCCUCGACAACAGCAAUCUCGAGAAAAGCCUCGACAACAACAAUCUCAACAAGAGCCUAGGCAACAAAAAUCUCAAGAAAAGCCUCGACAACAACAAUCUCAACAAGAAUUUAGGCAACAACAGGGUCAUCAAGAACUGAGACAACAACAAUCUCAACCAGUAUAUACACAACAACAGUCUCAGCAACAGCAACAACAACAGCCUAAACAGCAGUCUCAGCCACAGCAGCAACAACAACAACAAAAAAGCAGAAAACAGCCUCAACAACAACAACAGGCUGAACACCAGUUACAACCACAACAACAAAAAUCUCAGAAAAAACGAAACAAAUCUGGAAAAUUCAAACACGAAGUAACUUGUACAGAAGGAGGACUGCAGGAAGAAUUUUCAUUUCUUCAAAAAGAUGACUCUGAUUUAGAACUUUCACAACAACAACAAGUGCCACCGCAACAACAACAAGCAUGGUCACAAAAACAACAAUUCCCACCUCUACAACAACAAGUGCCACCACAACAACAACAAUUCCCACCUCUACAACAACAAUGGCCACCUCAACCACAACAAGUGCCACCGCAACAACAACAAGCAUGGUCACAAAAACAACAAGUACCACCUCAACAACAAGUGCCACCGCAGCAACAACAAGCAUGGUCACAAAAACAACAAGUACCACCUCAACAACAAGUGCCACCGCAGCAACAACAAGCAUGGUCACAAAAACAACAAGUACCACCUCAACAACAAGUGCCACCGCAGCAACAACAAGCAUGUACCACCUCAACAACAAGUGCCACCGCAGCAACAACAAGCAUGGUCACAAAAACAACAAGUACCACCUCAACAACAAGUGCCACCGCAGCAACAACAAGCAUGGUCACAAAAACAACAACUACCACCUCAACAACAAGUGCCACCGCAGCAACAACAAGCAUGGUCACAAAAACAACAAGUACCACCACAACCACAACAAUUGCCACCUCAACAACAACAAUUGCCACCUCAACCACAACAAGUGCCACC
Molecule: messenger RNA, 1329 nt
Organism: Ceratosolen solmsi marchali
Lineage: Eukaryota; Metazoa; Arthropoda; Insecta; Hymenoptera; Agaonidae
Source: RefSeq, a predicted model, not a curated record